UGUAGUACGGGGUAGUAGGAGUAGUAGUUUAAAGGAGUAUAUCACGUCGCUGGUCCCCGACUCCCCCGUGGUCGCAGCGAAAUCGCACCGGUCGAUCGGUGGAAGCUCCGGCCGGUGGAGCUGAGCUAGCGAUGAAAAGUCGCUAAAAACUAAAUCGACCGUAUCAUUUCGCAAAUCCCGAUUGGUCCCCGUGGCGCAGCGUGGCGUGAGAUCUUGUUAUACUAGUAUUUAAUUGGGAUUUGGGGGGGGGGGGGUGCGUAUGCGUGCGUGUGCGCUGCUUCUUCUCUCAAGUGGUGGAGGGGAAGAGGAGCACAAGGAGAGGCAGACGGCGAUAAGUCGCUCGCUCGCCAAUUCGCCAUGAUCGGGUGGGGCUCCGCUACCGUACACGCCCCGGAGGAAGCCCAGGCCCCGCCCAUGCUGCUGAGCUCGUGAUCCUGCGCUCCUGGCCACAGGCUGCGAUUCGGCGUUGGGGUUUCUGGUCCGAGGCGGCCAUCAAGAUCCGUGCUUCUUGUCCUUUGGCCCGGGCGGAGUGGUUUCUUUCUUGCACGGGACGUGCUCGACGGAAUGCCUGUGAGGGGAAUUCGCUCGCUGUGAGUUGGGAGGGGUGGUAGCUGUGCUUGCCUGCUUGGUCUGGUCAUGGUGGAUUGAGUGCUUGGGGGUGGUGGGAUUUGGUCCCUGGGCAUGGCCGGUUCGGAGAGGACCGUGGUUUGGUUCAGGAGGGACCUCAGGAUCGACGACAACCCGGCGUUGGCCUCCGCGGCGAGGGACGGCGCUGUGCUCCCUGUCUUCAUAUGGUGCCCUGCGGAUGAAGGGCAGUUCUAUCCCGGCCGGUGCUCCAGGUGGUGGCUCAAGCAGUCGCUCCCCCACCUCAGCCAGUCACUGGAGUCGCUCGGGUGCCCGCUCGUGCUGAUCCGAGCCGAGAGUACCCUUGAGGCUCUUCUGCGGUGCAUUGAUUCUGUCGGCGCCACCAGAUUGGUUUAUAAUCAUCUGUAUGACCCUGUUUCUCUUGUGCGUGAUGACAAAAUAAAAAAAGAGCUUUCGGCACUGGGAAUUUCCAUCCAGAGUUUUAAUGGUGAUCUGCUGUAUGAGCCAUGGGAAAUUUAUGAUGAUAGUGGACUUGCAUUUACAACCUUUAACAUGUACUGGGAGAAGUGCAUGGAAUUACCUAUUGACGCAUCACCGUCACUUGCACCUUGGAAAUUGGUGCCUGUCCCAGGUUUGGAGAGUGUUCGUAGCUGUUCUGUUGAUGACCUAGGACUUGAAUCAAGCAAGGAUGAGGAAUCAAGUAAUGCUUUGCUAAUGAGGGCCUGGUCUCCUGGUUGGCGCAAUGCAGAAAAGAUGCUUGAAGAAUUUGUCUCCCAUGGUCUCCUAGAAUACUCAAAACAUGGAAUGAAGGUUGAGGGAGCUACUACAUCAUUGCUAUCACCAUAUCUUCAUUUUGGUGAGGUGAGUGUAAGAAAAGUAUAUCAACUUGUAAGGAUGCAACAAAUCAAGUGGGAAAAUGAGGGAACAUCUGAAGCUGAGGAGAGCAUUCACUUCUUCAUGCGGUCAAUUGGUCUUCGAGAAUAUUCACGGUACUUGUGUUUUAACUUCCCAUUCACACAUGAAAAGUCAUUGCUGGGGAACUUGAAACACUACCCUUGGAAAGUAGAUGAGGAGCGGUUCAAGUCCUGGAGGCAGGGAAUGACAGGAUACCCAUUGGUAGAUGCUGGCAUGAGGGAACUUUGGGCUACCGGAUGGACACAUAAUCGGAUAAGAGUUAUCAUUUCAAGUUUUGCUGUGAAAUUUCUACUUAUCCCAUGGACUUGGGGUAUGAAGUAUUUUUGGGAUGUGCUAUUGGAUGCUGAUCUGGAAAGUGAUAUUCUUGGUUGGCAGUACAUAUCUGGGAGCCUGCCUGAUGGCCAUGAGCUCAGUCGUCUUGAUAAUCCAGAGGUUCAAGGUCAAAAGUAUGACCCAGAUGGUGUAUAUGUAAGAACUUGGAUACCUGAACUAGCUAGAAUGCCGACAGAAUGGAUUCAUCAUCCAUGGGAUGCACCGAGCUGUAUUCUUGAAGUUGCUGGAGUUGAGCUGGGGUUUAACUAUCCUAAGCCAAUCGUAGACCUUCACAUUGCUAGGGAGUGUUUAGAUGAUUCCAUCUCCACGAUGUGGCAAUUGGAUACAGCUGAGAAACUUGCAGAAUUAGAUGGUGAGGUUGUGGAGGACAACUUGAGCAAUAUCAAGACUUUUGACAUCCCAAAAGUUGUUUUGAGGGAAACAUCUCCAUGUGCUUUGCCCAUUGAUCAAAGAGUGCCCCAUGCUAGCAGCAAGGAUCAUAAUUUAAAGUCAAAGGUAUUGAAGGCCUCAAAUAGAAGUUCUAUUUGUGUUGAUAUGAUCAGGUCCUCAAAGAUGGAAGCAACGAGCUCUGUAGCAAACUCACCGGUAUCAAGGAAAAGAUCCUUUUGUGAGACUGCAUUUCAUGUCCCAUCUUAUUCAUCUUCAGCUGAAGUGCAUUCGCAUAUUCAAGAUCAUGGUGGUUCCUUAGUUGGGCCUUCAAGAUAUCUCCUGCAGGAAGCAGGUAGAAACUAUGUUGAUGAGCCAACAUGAACUGUGUGGAGCGCCUGUAUCGUGAUCUUAGCUAAUCUUAAUUCUGACAACAGCUUCUGCUAUAAUGACAAACUCAUGAUAUAUUAUUGCUGCAAGCUGACCAGCUUCUGUCGGCAUAAAUGGCUUUAUUGGAUAAUCUAGGUGCUCAGGAUGGGUAGUGGAAACCCACCCAUUUCACACUUCCACUGCUUCUAGAACUAAGUCUAACAAGUCUUGAUAGGAUUAGUAAAACUGUGCAAGUCUUUGUAGUCAAAUUUCACGGCAUGUAUAUUUCAGUAGAUAUUGCUGGAGGUAAAGCCUCCAUCGAGAAACAAGAUAGCACCCAACCUAUGUUUAACUAUGAUACUUUUUCUGGCAUCUUUUUGGGAUUUUUUGUAGGGGCAUCUUUUGGGAUUUUACUUCUGUGUGUAUACCACGGGCACAAAUUCUCUGCUCAGUAAAUUAACAGCCACGGCAUUGAACCAUUA
Messenger RNA from Oryza sativa Japonica Group (Japanese rice), 3050 nucleotides. Its product is annotated as cryptochrome-1. The record is from RefSeq and is a predicted model, not a curated record. Lineage: Eukaryota; Viridiplantae; Streptophyta; Magnoliopsida; Poales; Poaceae. Gene Ontology annotation, cellular component: cytoplasm; nucleus. Gene Ontology annotation, biological process: circadian regulation of gene expression; blue light signaling pathway; entrainment of circadian clock by photoperiod. Gene Ontology annotation, molecular function: FAD binding; deoxyribodipyrimidine photo-lyase activity; DNA binding.